Acaulospora colombiana is the source of this 765-nucleotide messenger RNA. NCBI's taxonomy places the organism in Eukaryota, Fungi, Glomeromycota, Glomeromycetes, Diversisporales, Acaulosporaceae. The record is from the annotation of a GenBank genome assembly.
AUGACGCGAUAUUUCACCUCAACGGGAGAGCGCAAUCAAAGUUCGCAUAGAAUACUGGAAUCAAGUUCUCGCUUGACGGAUGAAUACAAAGGCAAAGUUGAAGCUCUAUUUUCUUACUAUUACCCAAUUGAAAUAAGCAUGGAAAAAUCCAAGGACGAAAAAAUUUCAGAUAUGAUUGAAUGGUGGGAAAAAUCCCACAAAUUAUUGAUUGAGCAAAAUCUAAGCAAACAAGAUAUCGAAGAAAUGGUGACAGAAUCGACCGUAGAAAUGAGGCCAGGGGUGGAUCAGUUCAUUGAGAAAUGCAAGAACUAUGAUAUUCCGUUCUUAAUAUUCUCUGCAGGGAUUGCAAAUGUGAUUGAACAAGUCCUCACCAUGAAGGGUCUCCUUCACGCCAGGAAUAUGCACAUUGUUUCUAAUCAGAUGGGAUUCAACGAGAAGACUGGAAGAUGUGAUCAUUUCAAAGAGCCUUUAAUUCACACCUUCAAUAAAAAUGAAAUCAUCAUUAGAGACAGCCCUUAUCACACUACCAUCGAAGAUCGAGGUAAUGUUAUUCUCUUAGGUGAUUCUCUGAGUGACGUACAAAUGGCCGAUGGAAUUCGUCAUCACACAUGUCUGUACAUUGGUUUCUUGAAUUAUGGAGCUGAGAAGUUACUCGACAAGUAUAUGGAGACAUAUGACAUUGUGAUAGUUGGAGAUGGGACAAUGAAUAUCGUAAACUUUAUAAUCGAUGCAUGCUCUGUUGAUGACGGAUUGCAUUUUCUUUAA